AUGGACGCCACGGAUCUACUUCCGCUGCUUGAGCAGCUGGACGAUAACAUCGAUGACCUUGAAGAGGCCCUGAAGCCUAUCUUGGAUGGCUCUGUCAUAGAGACCUCGAAGAAGCUCCCGGUGCUUGACAAGGCGAAAUUUCAUGUCCUCGUGACUUACGCGCUGGAGUCGCUUUUGUUCUCCUAUCUCCGCCUCCAUGGAGUCAAUGCGAGGGAGCACCCCGUGUUUAGAGAAUUAACCAGAGUCAAGCAGUACUUUGCGAAGAUCACGGCGCUAGAAACCGAGCCGGAGAAGCGUACUCUAACUCUUGACAAGCAGGCGGCCGGUCGGUUCAUCAAGCAUGGUCUUGCUGGAAACGAGAAGAUAGAUCUGGCGCGCAAAGAGCUGGAAGCGAAGGAGAGAGCGCGCGCGCAGCUGAAGGCGUCGCUGCUGGCCAAGAAGGCUGAAGCGACAUCUGAGAAAUCCUCCAAGAACCCGGAGAGCAACUCAGAUUCGGACGACGAGGAGGACGCGAAACCAGCCCCGGUUGCUAAGCCAUCCGACAAAGGCACCUCGGACGACAAAAAGAAGAAGAAGCGCAAGGACAAGAAAAACAAGAAGAACCUGAACCCGGAGGAGCGUCAGGAGGUGAAGAAGGAACGGAGGAAGAAGAAGGGUGAGAUGCGCAAGACGAAGAAUCUGAAAUGA
Aspergillus heteromorphus CBS 117.55 is the source of this 687-nucleotide messenger RNA. Its product is annotated as Sas10/Utp3/C1D family protein. The transcript is spliced from 3 exons. NCBI's taxonomy places the organism in Eukaryota, Fungi, Ascomycota, Eurotiomycetes, Eurotiales, Aspergillaceae. Gene Ontology annotation, cellular component: nucleolus; exosome (RNase complex). Bases 1 to 687 code for a protein of 228 amino acids. The record is from RefSeq and is a predicted model, not a curated record. Gene Ontology annotation, biological process: maturation of 5.8S rRNA; regulation of gene expression. Gene Ontology annotation, molecular function: DNA binding; RNA binding.